Stegodyphus dumicola is the source of this 1042-nucleotide messenger RNA. Its product is annotated as ras-related protein Rab-22A-like. Gene Ontology annotation, molecular function: GTP binding; GTPase activity. The record is from RefSeq and is a predicted model, not a curated record. Lineage: Eukaryota; Metazoa; Arthropoda; Arachnida; Araneae; Eresidae.
ACUCCUCUCUGUUACAAACAACAGACCAGGAAACUAGGGCAUGGAUUGGAUUAGAAACAUUAAGCAGUUGUAAAAAUUUUUAUUUUUGUUGUAUUUUCCCAAUUUUUUAAGUAUAAUUAUAUUUUGGACUGCUUUAUAAAGCUUUUUUUUAUUUGUAAUCAUUCUUUCACGUCUGUAUUUGUACACAUAAUUUCCGAAAUGCAUCAAGAAGUAAAGCUAUGCGUUUUGGGGGAUUCCGGUGUGGGAAAAUCGAGUAUUGUUCAACGUUUUGUACAUAAUACUUUUAACCCAUCCGUCGAAAGUACAAUUGGAGCAUCUUUCAUGACAAAAUGUAUGCUUGUUGAUGACUGCACAUAUAAAUUCAACAUAUGGGAUACAGCUGGUCAAGAACGGUAUAGAUCCCUAGCUCCAAUGUAUUACAGAAAUGCUGGAGCAGCAGUGAUUGUUUAUGAUGUUACAAGUCAUAAUACAUUUACAUCAGUAAAAGGCUGGAUUAGGGAGCUGCAGUUGCAUGGUUCUUCAAAUGUUAUAAUGGCUAUAGCUGGGAAUAAAUCUGAUCUAGAAGGCAGACGAGAAGUAACAUACAAAGAAGCCAAAGAAUAUGCAAAUUCUGUGAAUGCUGCAUUUGUUGAAACAAGUGCUUUGACUGCUGUGAAUAUCCAUGAACUUUUCAGAGAAAUUGCUCUUAGACUGCCAAGAAAAUUGCCAGCAGAACAACCAAAGCAUGAAAUUCGUCUUACUGAUUCUGGGAAAAAGAAAAAAUGUUGUUCAUCGAUAUAAUUUUUUUGUUCAUUUCUCAACUCAUUUGAACAGUAUUCUAAACUCAUUUCUGAUUUUUGUAUGAAGGCAUUUUAUGCUUUUAUUUCCAUGAUUAAUUUAUUGAAUGUAAUUUAUAUUACAAUGUGAAAUGUUGAUGUUUGUAAUUUACUGUAGAGUAGUUUGUUAUAUUUAAAAUACUCUUUGUAAUUUAUACUGGAAAUUUUACAAUUUUGUUAUAAUUUUACUGUAAUUUAUUAAUGCAAUAUAUUUUAUUUUCUUGUUC